UUUUUAUGACUGUCGGCUCGUGAUGAAGAAAUCAAAGAUGGCGGACUUCGAGGUAGCACUGACAACAGAAUCAUCUGGAGAUAACUUCUGUGUAUCCUUAUGGGAUUUAAACUCAGGUAUGCAACUAAAAGCUUACAAAGGAGGAAGUUGCCAAGCGAGAUGCGUUUCACUUCUCGGUAAAGAUUAUAUCAUGGCAUCACAGUCAAAUAAACCUAUAAUCCACACGUGGAGCAUGGCUAAGGAGUCAGUUCUCACAAAAUUAAUCUGCCCUGGUAAAGUGACAGCCAUAACAUGCUCUCCUGAUGGUAACCACUGUGUGGUGGCUUGUGGUGAGAAAAUUUAUAUUUGGCAGGUUGCAAGUGGCAAUUUACUUGGGUUACUUUCAAGACACUUCCAGCGAGUCUCAUGUCUGAAAUUCACCGAUGAUGGAUCUCAUUUCUUGUCAUCUGGUGAUGAUAAUUUAGUGAUGGUGUGGAAAAUGGCAAAGAUUUUGUCUGGUUCAUCAAACAGCGUAGGAACUUCAGAUGAAAUACGAACUCCAAGGUACACAUGGUCUGAUCAUGCCCUUCCUGUCACUGAUAUCCAUUGUGGAUGUGGGGGCAUGAGAGGUCAUGUGAUCACUUCAUCCCUUGAUCAAACUUGUAAGUUGUACAGCCUGAGUUCUGGUGAACUUUUAUGUUCAUUUGUGUUUGAUGUUGGAUUAGCAGCUGUGACAAUGGAUGCUGCAGAACAGAACUGCUUUGCAGGAGGAACAGAUGGCAACAUCUACCAAGUAGAGCUUUUUAGAAGGGGGAUGAAGAAUAACAUUCACUUGGAGAAAGAAGAAGCCCUCAUCUUCAAUGGUCAUAGUAAACAAGUCAACAGUUUAGCAGUUUCUAUGGAUGGAACUCUGUUAUUGUCUGGCUCUCAAGACCAGACUGCACGUGUUUGGCAUGUUCCUAGUAGGCAGUGUCUCAGAGUUGUCAACCACAAAGGUGCAGUGACCAACUCUCAGAUAAUUCCAAAACCUUUACACCUGGAAAACCCAUCUCCAAAAUCAUCCCUUGCUCCGAUCCAGCCUCUAAAACGGCACGUGCAUGUACCGAAUCGAUCACGUGAAAAACACGUCGCCGGUCCCGCGGGAACAAGUGAUGGCGAUUCCAACUCUGACGCUAUUCUUAUGACGCUGAAGGGAAAAAUAAGCGAGGAAAAUAGUUCGGAAAAAAGGAAAAGAUUUGGGGACAGUGUUGCGCUACCUCUGCUUGCCGAGGUCGCAGAGUUUGAAGGGCAAGGAACUGCAACAACAGGAAAAAGACAACUUUCGCGACGAGAACUUGAAGAGGAAUUAGAAAACGUUAAACGGGUGAACAAACAUUUUUACAAUUUUGCCGUGAGAGAAUUGAUGGAUGAAGUGUACCAAGCAACCAGAAAAGGGACAACGUGAAGGAACGAACGCUUGUUGAGGUUUCCAAGAUGGAAUUUGUGCUUCCUGUUUCCCAAGGAAAGCCGUACUAUUGAGAUUGGAUCGGAAAGUUCUCAAUCCUUGUUUCCAGAGGCUGAACCGGUCAAAACAAGAAAGAAUUUCGCCAACGUAAAAGGUUUAUCUUCCCUGUAACUUGCUGAAAGACAUCACCUCACGGCGACGACAUUACGUUCGUCUGUAAAACCACUGAAGUACUACGCUCGUUGUAAAUAUGGUUUGCGGUUAAAUUUUACUUUGCAAGAAAUAACAACCAAGCAAACCGCUUAGAACGCAUGAAAACACGGGCGACCAAUUCGUGCUUGGUGUUAGUUUUGCAUCGGAUUGGUUAAGAAAGUGGUGCGAGUUUUCUGAAACAAUCACAGAGCGAAAAAAAAAAUCCCCAGAUUGCUUUCGUCAAUUUUAAUUAAAUCGAGUUUAAUUAACUUAAAAUUAAAAUUUACCCCAACUGACUUGCUGUCUCGAUGAACAGAUAAUAUUUAGUUGACUUCAGAAAUAAUGGUCAUCUCCCCUCUUUACGGUGUAUGUUUUUAGGGACUCGAUUAUAUUUAUUGGAACAGGUUAGAAUUGUCAGAAUCUUGGUUACAUUUCACUUAAUUUAAAUAAGAUGAACACUGUAACUUCAUAAAGGUGACUGAGUGCGCAUUACAUAUGUACUCUCAUGCUUAGCUGUGAUUGGCUAGAAUUCCAAAGCAGUGAUUGGUACAUCUCCGAAUUAGGUUCCCUCUACGCACGGCUCUCCUGCUGUUGUGUUACUUGAUCGUCGACAACCGAGCAUCUAGGAUUUCUAUUCCACUGUCCCUGUUGAUGGUGUUUGGGUGAGGUAAUAUGUAGAUCGCCGCAUUCACCCUACGUGUGUAGAAGUGUGGAUCAAGUAAUGCAGACCGUCAUUUUGGCCAAUUUUCCGGAAAGAUGUUAGAUAAGAAUCACAAUGGUCCAGCAAAACGGUGACAGGUUAUGUGUUCAAAGGGUUGAUGAAAAUUUAAGAAAAUCACACAGAUUAAAUUUUUUUUCGUGAAA
Molecule: messenger RNA, 2479 nt
Organism: Pocillopora damicornis (cauliflower coral)
Lineage: Eukaryota; Metazoa; Cnidaria; Anthozoa; Scleractinia; Pocilloporidae
Product: WD repeat-containing protein 18
Biological process (GO): DNA-templated DNA replication; rRNA processing
Cellular component (GO): rixosome complex; nuclear pre-replicative complex
Molecular function (GO): protein binding
Source: RefSeq, a predicted model, not a curated record